AUGUCACAGAACUCACAUCAAGUAUAAUUCAUAUAGGAACAAAAUCUCCUCAUCCCUGCAUUUCUACAGCUCCGAGGUCUUGUGAAGCAGCAUAUUGACUCUUAUGAUUAUUUCUUAACCACUGAUAUAAAACAAAUAGUAUCAUCGCCUUCGAAUUGCUGUGUGUUAUCAGAUUACAACCCUGAUUUCUAUUUAAAGUAUAAAGACAUCAGAGUGCUGAUGCCUUCUAUUGAAGAGGAUGCAGUAAUAUCUUCAAUCACCCCACAUGAGUGCAGAUUGAGGGAUUUGACAUAUGCUGCGCCAAUUGAGGUGGACAUUGAAUAUAUUAAGGGAAACAAAAUUAUAUGUAGAAGUGGCUUGGAGAUAGGGAUGAUGCCUAUCAUGCUUGGCUGCUGUAACUGUGUUCUAACUCCCCAAUUCUUGAUCCAAAGAUUCCAUUGAAAAAUUUCUUAAAGUCGAAAAUUAACCCUAUACUUAAGAAUAAUUUCAUAAUAAUAAAUCUUCGAAAAUAUUACAGUAUAAUCACAGUUCAUUAUUCUAAUUCGAUUUUUAGUAUAGUCAGUGUCACUAACUAUAUAUUGCUAAUAAUUACAUACUCUAUCUAUAUCGCCAAGUGCAUAAAAUAUUUUAUAUUAGAAAAAUUAUAUGUAAAAAUUUUUCUGUUAAUAUAAAUUUUUUCCAAAAAUGUUUUUUAUAUCAUCCUUAGCAGAACGAUGAUGGUUUUUUCUAUCAAGGAUGGGGAAUAAGAAACAAGUCAGAAGAAGAACUUGCAAAAAUGCUGGAAUGUCCUUAUGACCCUCGUGGAUAUUUCAUCAUCAAAGGCGUUGAAAAGGUCAUUUUAAUCCAAGAACAAGCCUCAAAAAAUAGGAUUAUAGUAGAAAUUGACAGCAAAAACAAUGUUGUCGCACAAGUGACUAGCUCUACACAUGAAAAGAAAUCAAGAACAGUAGUGCAGUCAAAAGGUUCAAAAAUUUAUAUGAAGCAUAACACGUUAUCAGAGGAUAUUCCAAUUGCCAUUGUUUUCAAAGCACUUGGUGUGCAGGCUGAUCAAGAAAUCUUUCAGCUAGUAGGAACACAAAAGCAAUAUAUUGAUGCACUAGGAAUGUCUCUACAAGAAUGUAGUAUUUUAAAUAUUUUGACAGAAAAACAAGCUUUAAGGUUCAUUGGGUCCAAAAUAAAAAACAGCAAAGCUGCAAAAACAGGAAGAACAAAAAUAGAGGAAGCAAGAGACGUGCUAGCAACUGUAGUACUGUCCCAUGUUCCUUGCGAAAAUUAUGAUUUUAGAGCAAAAAUCAGAUAUCUAGGCAUUAUGGUAAGAAAAGUCAUUGAUGCUAUGAAUGAUCCUAAAAAAGUUGAUGAUAGAGACUACUAUGGAAAUAAAAGACUUGAGCUUGCUGGACAACUUGUGGGGCUUCUGUUCGAAGACCUUUUCAAACGUUUUAACAGUGACAUCAAAAAGCAUGUUGACAAGAUUUUUUCUAAGCCAAAAUCUUCCAAAGGAGAGCCAUUUGAUGUAAUCACUGCAAUGAACAAAAAAAUGAUCACAGAAGGACUGAAUAACGCUAUUUCUACUGGAAAUUGGUCACUCAAAAGAUUCAAAAUGGAGAGAGCAGGGGUCACUGAGGUCCUAUCAAGGCUUUCUUAUAUGUCAGCUUUAGGGAUGAUGACUAGAAUUAAUAGUCAAUUUGAAAAAACCAGAAAAAUUUCGGGACCAAGGUCUCUGCAGGGCAGUCAGUUUGGGAUGAUAUGUCCUUCUGAUACCCCAGAAGGUGAAUCCUGUGGGCUUGUAAAAACUCUUGCCUUGACCACCCAUAUUACUAUAGAUCAGCCUGAAGAGCAGAUUUCUAAGCUUGCUUUUUCUUUAGGUGUUGAAGACGCAUCAUUAUUUUCUGGGGAUGAACUGUAUUCUCCAGGCGUUUUCAGAGUCUUUUUGAACGGCCAACCUUUAGGUGUCCAUAGAGACGCAGAUUUUUUGAUCAACAGUUUGAGAGAAAUCAGGAGAAAAGGAAAAAUAAGUGAGUUUGUAAGUGUCGUUAAGGUAGAAGAGGAGCAGCAGAUCCAUAUAGCAUGUGAUGGAGGAAGAUUAACCAGACCAUUUAUUAUUAUAGAAAAAUGCAAAUCCAAGGUUGAGCCAAAACACAUAAAAGAGCUCACCCUUGGACUAAGGAAUUUUGAUGAUUUUGUAAAUGAAGGACUUGUGGAAUAUUUAGAUGUAAAUGAAGAAAAUAAUGCUGUGAUUGCAAUGCGGCAUGAAAAUAUAUCAGAAGAUACCACACAUUUAGAAAUUGACCCCUUUACUAUAUUAGGCUGUGUGGCUGGGCUUAUUCCUUGGCUCCAUGUCAAAUAGCAGCGUAUUUUUCAUCGAAGCGCAUUUGAUCAAAAAAUUUUAAAUAAUGCGACAUUUGGUCGAAAAUUUUUAAAUAGUGCAACAUUUGGUCUAAAUUUAACUUUUUUUUCGUCAAAUGCCCACUAUAAAAAAUUUCAAUCAAUUUUCUACAAAAUGUACUUCGUGAAAGUGCACACUGUUAAAAGUGCACAAUCAUUGGACCUUCACCCUAUUCCUUAUCCUCACCAUAAUCAGAGUCCUAGAAAUACUUAUCAAUGUGCUAUGGGCAAGCAAGCUUUAGGGAUUAUUGGCUAUAACCAAUUCUUGCGAGUAGAUACUGUAUUAUAUUUAUUAGCAUACUCACAAACACCUAUGGUAAGGACAAAGACCAUUGAAAUCGUUAAUUACGACAAGCUACCUGCAGGCCACAACGCAUCAGUUGCAGUUAUGUCUUAUUCUGGCUAUGAUAUAGAAGAUGCUAUUAUUCUUAAUAAGGCUUCUUCUGAAAGAGGAUUUGGCCGCUCGCUUAUAGUAAAACGUCAAAACUCUGAUUUGAGAAGAUAUAAUAAUGGGCUAUCUGAUAGACUGGUAAUGCCACCAGUUAUCCAUGGUGAUAACCCUCCUCCUUCAAUUAAAAAAUUCCAUGCAUUGGAUAAAGGAGGAAUUGUAGCAGUUGGGUCAAUUGUUCAGACAGGAGAUGUGCUAGUUAAUAAAGAAACUCCUGUUAAUAAAGUUGACGAUAUCGAAAUGAGUAAGCUAACUGAUAACGAUUUCAAACCUUCUUUCACCUGCUUUAAAGGUCCAAACCCUACACAAGUCAACAGGCUGUUCAUAGCUUGCAAUCCAGAAGAGCCAUUUUUAAUUAAAACAGUCACAAUUGAAACGAGGCCGCCUGAGCUUGGGGAUAAGUUCAGCUCAAGACAUGGACAAAAGGGUGUAGUUGGACUCAUUGUGCAGCAAGAAGACAUGCCUUUUAACGAGCAAGGGUGGUGCCCUGAUAUGAUUAUGAAUCCUCAUGGGUUCCCAUCUCGUAUGACUGUAGGGAAGCUUAUAGAGCUUGUAGCAGGAAAAUCAGGGGUUUUCCAAGGAAAAUUCAAAUACGGGACAGCUUUUGCUGGAGACAAAGUUAUAGACUGCGGAGAAAUUUUGGUGAAAAAUGGCUUCAACUAUACAGGAAAAGAUGUUUUGAUGUGUGGAACCAGCGGAGAGCUUGUUGGGGCUUAUAUAUUUUCGGGGCCACUUUAUUACCAAAAAUUGAAGCAUAUGGUUGCUGAUAAGAUGCAUGCAAGAGCUAUCGGACCUAAAACUGCGCUAACAAGGCAGCCAACAGAGGGAAGAGCGAGAGAAGGAGGGCUAAGAUUAGGAGAAAUGGAAAGGGACUGCUUAAUUGGCUAUGGUGCAGCUUCGCUUAUCCAAGAAAGACUUAUGUACUCGAGUGAUGUUUUUAUAGCUUCAGUAUGUGAGUCAUGUGGGAAUUUAGGCUACGAGCAAUGGUGCCAGUUUUGCAAGUCGCGGCUCAAUAUUGUCAAAGUGAAAAUGCCUUAUGCUUGCAAGAAAUAAAUGUGACGUUUACGGAAAAUUGGACUCCGAGGCGCACUCCCUAUGGACUAAGUAGGUCCCAUCCUGAUGAAAGCUGAAAGCAGGACCCCUGUCCCUUUCGAAGUAGGUCUUAAGUUUUGGGGAUGCCUUGCCAAGAGGAAAGUUUUGUUUCUCCCCGAUGAUUUUCCAGUCCAUGCCGGAAGGGUCAGACAGGCGUUUGCCUACCACAUGGUCUUCCCUUGUCGAGACCAUUGGGCACUCUACAGGCGGUUGCUCUGCCCUAGGGAGCUAAUCCCUUGUAUAGAUGUUCAGAUCGGAAAUUCAAAUGGCAGCUUUUCUUUCCCUCUUUUGUCUCGCAAGACGAGGAGGAGGCUGUAUUGAAGCCGAAACAAGUCGAAGGCUAGUGGGCUUGCCCGCUUAUAGCCAGUUGAUCUUUUAAUUUAAUUUAUGCUUGCAAGCUAUUAUUCCAAGAAUUGCAAGCCAUGAAUAUUCGACCUAAGUUAAAUUUAUCCAGUUCUUAA
This is a messenger RNA of Blepharisma stoltei, 4386 nucleotides long. NCBI's taxonomy places the organism in Eukaryota, Ciliophora, Heterotrichea, Heterotrichida, Blepharismidae. The record is from the annotation of a GenBank genome assembly.